Molecule: messenger RNA, 954 nt
Organism: Microthlaspi erraticum
Lineage: Eukaryota; Viridiplantae; Streptophyta; Magnoliopsida; Brassicales; Brassicaceae
Source: the annotation of a GenBank genome assembly
AUGAGGAUGAUGAUCAAGGGAGGUGUGUGGAAGAACACCGAAGAUGAGAUUCUCAAGGCCGCUGUGAUGAAGUAUGGUAAGAACCAAUGGGAUCGGAUCUCGUCUCUUCUCGUUCGUAAGUCGCCCAAUCAGUGUAAAGCUCGCUGGUACGAGUGGCUCGAGCCUUCUAUCAAGAAGAUCGAAUGGACCAGAGAAGAAGAUGAGAAGCUUCUACAUCUUGCAAAAAUCAUGCCGACUCAGUGGAGAACUAUUGCUCCUAUCGUGGGCCGUACAUCGUCUCAAUGCCUUGAGAGAUACGAAAAGCUUCUUGAUGCAGCAUGUGCGAAGUACGGAAACUACGAACCAGCGGAUGAUCCACGGAGACUACGUCCUGGUGAGAUUGAUCCCAACCCGGAAUCAAAGCCCGCUCGUCCUGAUCCAGUAGACAUGGACGAGGAAGAGAAAGAGAUGCUUUCUGAAGCUAGGGCUAGAUUGGCUAACACUAGGGGAAAGAAGGCCAAAAGAAAAGCAAGAGAAAAGCAACUUGAGGAAGCUAGAAGUCUUGCUUCUCUGCAGAAGAGGAGAGAGCUAAAGGCUGCUGGAAUUUAUGAUGGAAGGGAUAGGAAUAGAAAGGGAAAGGGAAUAGACUAUAACGCAGAGAUUCCUUUUGAAAAGAGGGCACCUGCGGGAUUCUAUGAUGCUUCAGAUGAAGAUCGUCUUCCUGCUGGCCAGGUGAAAUUCCCGACUACCAUUGAAGAACUUGAAGGAAGAAGAAGGGCUGAUGUAGAAGCACAGUUACGCAAACAAGAUGUUGCAAGGAACAGAAUUUCUCAGAGACUGGAUGCUCCAGCAGCUAUAUUGCAAGCAAACAAGAUGAAUGAUACGGAAGCUUUUAGGAAGAGGUCAAAGCUCAUGUUACCACCACCGCAGAUUUCAGACCAUGAGUUAGAGGCAAUUGCAAAGAUGGGGUACUGA